GCUAAGAUUAAAAUCAUACAGAGCUCCAUCUCAAACAAAGAAAGCAAAUACUUGCAGUAAUCAUUCGGAAAUCGUAAGCUUUAAAAUACGGACGGGAUACGAGCUGUCUUACGUAACGAAAAAUUGAAGUCAAACGAAUUCCAGUGGUUUUUAUUACCAUCCAUCCUUCCAUCUAAACAAUGUAAAAGUCUGUUCCCAGUUUAAUGUAAAUUCACAGCUCAAGUAAGCAUUCGUUUCAAAAGACCCACAAAAUAGUUCCAAGAUGGAGGUGUAUACAUCGGAUAGCAGUGAUACCGAUUCUCGUGAACAAAAGACUCUGGAUUACAGCCGAAUGAACCUCCAGGAAAUUAGUCUAGAGGAUGACCUUUAUUCCGAAACUAAGCAACGACUUAAAUCCCAAAAGGACAUAGAAAUUCUUCUGCUCAACCAUAAUCGACUGAAAUAUCUACCGGCAACAAUAAAAACCUUUGUCAAUUUAAGAACUUUGGAUUUGAGCCAGAAUUGUUUAACGGAAUUACCCGAAGCCAUAGCCCAACUGCCAUUUUUGGUGACAUUAGUGGCGAAGAAUAACCAACUGACAAAUCAGUCUUUACCCAAAUCAUUCAAUGCCUUGAAAAGUCAACAGAGCCCACUGAAGGAACUGAAUUUGAGUGGAAAUCUCCUCACACACUUCCCAGAACAAGUUAUCGAAUUGAAGCAAUUGAAGUACCUAUAUAUUGGCGGUAACCAAAUAACAGCUAUCAGCAAAGACAUAUGGAAAAUGCAAAGCCUUCAGGUCCUGUCGAUGGGAGGAAAUCUUAUAACAGAAGUCCCCGAAUCGGUUGGGCUUUUAAGUCAACUUCAGGCUUUAGUUCUCUGUGAUAACCUUAUCGAGAAUCUACCCACAAGCAUUGCCCGUUUGAAAAUGCUGAAGUCAUUAUUGCUGCACAAGAAUCGCCUAAAACAUUUGCCAAGGGACAUUGUAGCUUUGAAAAACCUAGCUGAGCUAAGUCUACGUGAUAAUCCAUUGGUCGUGCGAUUUGUUCAAGAUAUGGCCCUAAAUCCCCCAACACUAAUGGAAUUGGCCGCAAGAAUUGUUAAAACAACAGGUGUAGAAGUCCAGCCUGGAGAUGUACCUCAAACUACCCUUGAAUAUUUGAAGUGUGCAAAUUGCUGUGUGAAUCCGAACUGUAAAGGUGUGUUCUUCGAUAAUCGUGUGGAACAUAUAAAAUUUGUGGAUUUCUGUGGCAAGUAUCGUGUUCCCUUGCUUCAAUACUUAUGCUCUUCCAAAUGCAUCGAACACGAGGAGGAUCCCAGACGGCAGUCUAGUAGCAACGCAAGUGGAUAUAUGUUGCGAAAGGUCUUAUUGGGUUGAAUGAAAAAUAACGAUUAAUUGUUUAUAAUCUAACUGAUAGCAAAAAAUAUAUAUACAGCCGAGCAUUUAAGGCUA
Messenger RNA from Musca domestica (house fly), 1429 nucleotides. Its product is annotated as leucine-rich repeat-containing protein 58. Bases 263 to 1354 code for a protein of 363 amino acids. NCBI's taxonomy places the organism in Eukaryota, Metazoa, Arthropoda, Insecta, Diptera, Muscidae. The record is from RefSeq and is a predicted model, not a curated record. The transcript is spliced from 3 exons. Gene Ontology annotation, molecular function: protein binding.